AUGGGAACUGGACAGCGACGAAAUAUCUCCAGACGGCAAAUAGAUAUAAGGCGAGGUACAUGUGUUCCCAUACCGAGACGUGGUGAAGGACGACCAUGCAAGAGGGCGUUGGAGUCUUUGGCGACGGAGUCGCCAAAGAGGUCUAUUGGGAUUGAGGCUGUCAAUCAGGGACAGACUUCUCAUGAUACUGCGGGCGCGUCGGGCGCUCGGAUUUUGACGGUUCAUUCUCCAAAGUUACCCACACCUACAGUAUCCACUGUACCACCAGCAGUACCAUCUGCGACAUACUCGGCCCCUCCACCAGCAGUUCCUGUUACUACGUACCUGACACCACCGCCACCUGUGCCUGCUACUACGUAUCUGGCACCAGCAACACCGGUUACACUUGUGCCUACUACAUACUCGGCACCCACACCAGCAGUACCAGUUGCUCCUUAUCUGGUACCACCACCUACCGUACCUCCAGCUGCUCCUGCAUAUAUUGAUCCUGCAGUGCCACCAGUGGUACCUGCCCUCGCUUAUGCAACAGCACCAUGGGUACCUCCCUCGACCUAUCCAGCGGUACCACUUGUAGUACCAGCUCCAGUGGUUCCACCAGUUCUCGCGGCGAUCCCUAUUCACCCUACUGAUAUGGUUGCAGCACGAGCUCGGAUCCAAGCUUUGGCAGAGUCGAUGAAGAGCAGAUUCAUGCUAUUUCGCGGAGAGACAGAUCCGAGUGUAGCUUAG
This is a messenger RNA of Zingiber officinale, 726 nucleotides long. RefSeq names its product leucine-rich repeat extensin-like protein 3. The transcript has 2 exons. The coding region runs from base 1 to 726 and encodes 241 amino acids. The record is from RefSeq and is a predicted model, not a curated record. Lineage: Eukaryota; Viridiplantae; Streptophyta; Magnoliopsida; Zingiberales; Zingiberaceae.